Fusarium venenatum is the source of this 828-nucleotide messenger RNA. RefSeq lists its product as uncharacterized. The record is from RefSeq and is a predicted model, not a curated record. Lineage: Eukaryota; Fungi; Ascomycota; Sordariomycetes; Hypocreales; Nectriaceae.
AUGCACGUUCUGUUGCCACUCACCGUUCUACUGAGCAGCCUUGCCACCAGGGCUGCUGCUGCUACCUCCUUCAUCACCCCUGGAGGAUCUGGAACUACGGGAUGGAAGAACAACCCGUCUUACGAUGCCGAUGAGAGCAUGAAUGUAGAGUGGCAGACUGACCUUGACGAGACAAACCUUCUCCUCUGGCAGGAUUACCCUGCUGCUGGCGGUGGCACUCAGUUCUUUAUGAGUCUGAAAGAAAACUCAACAUCGACCAGCUUCAUAUGGCAAGUCAGCUUCAACGGCUUCUCCACUGAAGUCAAAGACGGUGAAGACGCCGUCUUCCACUUCUCCCUUUUCAAGUCUGGCACCAACGACAUCUACGCCAACAGCCAAGCUUUCAACGUUACAGUUCCUCGCGAUGCAACAACGAGCGCGGCCUCUUCCACCGUCGAGCCUAGUCCCACGCCCACCCGCGACGCUACCGAAACAACAACAGACGCCGCCACCGAGUCAACAACAGAAGCUGCUUCUGAUUCGGAGGAUAAGGAUCUUUCUACCGGAGUUGUCGCUGGUAUCGCAGUUGGUGCCACCAUUGGAGGUAUCGCUGUCCUCGCUGGUGUCGGCUUCCUUCUCUGGAAACACUUCCGUAAGGGUCCCGGUGCUGCGGCCGGAGGAUAUGCGCCUCCCAGUGAAAUGCCUACUGGACCUCAGCACCAGCCCGUGCAGGAAUACUAUAAGGCUCCUGGGCAGCAUGCGCCAGCUGAGAUGGCUGGCCAGCCAUGGGUCCACCCUCCUCAUCAAGGCUAUAACCAAGGACCUGGUGGUCUUCAUGAGGCGCCAUAA